GGGCUGAUGACAAUGGCUGAUAAUUUCGACGAGGAUGAUCUGUUGAACUCCUCCCUUACCAACCUCCAAUGGCUCCAACACAUUAACAUGAACCUGAGUGAGGGUUUGGCAGUUGCGAGGAAAACCGUAGCUUCAACUUCCAGUUCCGCCUCCUCCUCCCCUCAGUCAAAAGAUGAUAGAACUGAUAGAACUCCACAACAAAGAGCCGGUGGGGGCAGACACAAUACCUCAGUCGACUACACCAGAAACUCCCAUAUUAAACCACCCUACUCCUAUGCUACCCUUAUCUGCAUGGCCAUAAGGGAGACACCAAAGCACAAGAUCACGUUGAGCGCCAUUUAUAACUGGAUCAUGGCAAACUUCGCAUAUUACCGCAACGCAGAUCCGAGCUGGCAAAACUCUAUCCGUCACAAUCUAUCACUUAACAAGUGUUUUAUGAAGGUACCACGUGACAAGGACGAGCCUGGUAAGGGAGGAUUCUGGAUGAUUAACUCAGAGUAUGAAGAGUAUUUCAAAAACGGGGUUUUGAAGAGGAGGAAGAACAAGAAGAAGAUCCAGAAAGUUCCAUACUCCAGAUCUUCUAGCUAUACUAAAGCAGAUACCUACAAUCGCUCCUCCUCCACCACCUACAACCCCGCGAAAGCUCGUCCAGUUCGAGCUCAGACUAUCGAUCUCGGAGGUCUGAGCUAUCAGACCCACAUCAACCAGUACGGACAAGGAUUCCAGACUAUUAACAACAAUAAUGGUAUCCUCAAAUUGUCAUCAGCUCUUCAUUUGAAGACGCCGUACAGUCGCAGCAGCACAACCCAACCUCACGGCCAGCCUCGACCAUCCAACCUCAAACUUAACCUCGCUACCUCUCAACUUCAACCUCAAGCCCCUCUAACAUCAUCAUCAGAACUUAUCCGACCAAAUAUCAACUUGAACGGAAGUUUGAACGGGGGUCUGAACAACAGUUUCAACAAGGGUUCCUCAGAGGAGCAACCUUGGGAGUUCGUGUUAAAAGAUAUUCAGCUCAAUUCAGCUUCUCAAGGAGAGGUCACGAAAAAGACAGAAGACGACUUUUUCAAGGACAGUUGUAUGUUGGAAUCAAACACUGUGUUGGAUGAUGGCGACACGAUGAUGAGUGCCCAGUCGGAUAAUUCCAUCUCACAGUCCCUAAACUUUGAGGGUCUCAAUGAUGAUAUCAGCUCCCCUGAACUCAGCGACCUUGUCAGAGACAUUGAAAGUCUAAUAGAUUGUCCAAAUCUACAACAACCAGAACUUAUUGUCAAAGGAGAAAAACUGUCAAACGCCUUCAACCAGUCAAGCUGCCAGGAGAGUUUCAACUUCUCAUCUGGACCAGCCUGGAACAACCUUCUAGAUGAGCUCAACCUCGGACUCUCAGAUUAUCUUGAUACCCCUCUCAAUGGGAUUGUGUAAUGAUUAUAAAUUUGAUAUGAUUUCAAUAGAGGUGCUCUUUCAUAGGUGGAGUUGUAUUUGUUUUUGGGAAGGUUACGUUUCAGUAAGGCGGUUUAUUAGGGGACUUAUUGUUGUUAGUGGAUUGUUGUUGUUGAUAGUGAUUGUUCUGAAGGAGUUGCAGUAUAUUACCAUAUAUAUAAUAGGUAUUAUCUGUAACUGCCAUGCCAGACGUUCCGCACAAUUAUGAAAUAUGGAUACAUGUUAGUAAAAGUACUCUGUCAUGCUAACGCGAACGGACAAGAAGUCCGUUUGCUUAUAUUAUUAACAAGAACAUCCAGGGGCAUGAAAAACAAAAAGCAAAUUAUCAUUUUUUAUCUAAUACAGAAUGUAGAAUACAAUUUUUGUUUGCAGAGGAAACUUAAGUAAUAUAACUUUGAUGUUGGCCGAUAAUUACAAGGGAAGAAAGUACAAGUAUUAACGCAAUAUGAACAAUGAGGAUGAAACAAUAUUAUUAUGAGCAUUCUUAUCUAUUCUCGGCUCGAUUCCACAUUUUAAUAUUGCGUUAAUUCUUGUGAAACCUGUACAAUUCGUUUAAUUGUACAAUUAAUUAAUUAAUUGAUUGUACAAUUCGUUUAAUUGCCAUAUUUUAUUUAAUUCCAGGCAUGAUGAGCAUGUGUUUAUUUGAAAAUUACAAAAUUAUACUAUGUCAAAAGUUUUUGCUUGUUCAUUAUUUCUUACAUUCAAUUAUUUACUAGUUCAUUUUAAAA
Bolinopsis microptera is the source of this 2168-nucleotide messenger RNA. RefSeq names its product forkhead box protein D1-like. The transcript is spliced from 10 exons. Gene Ontology annotation, biological process: regulation of DNA-templated transcription. The record is from RefSeq and is a predicted model, not a curated record. NCBI's taxonomy places the organism in Eukaryota, Metazoa, Ctenophora, Tentaculata, Lobata, Bolinopsidae. The coding region runs from base 7 to 1422 and encodes 471 amino acids. Gene Ontology annotation, molecular function: DNA-binding transcription factor activity; sequence-specific DNA binding.